Molecule: messenger RNA, 315 nt
Organism: Penicillium daleae
Lineage: Eukaryota; Fungi; Ascomycota; Eurotiomycetes; Eurotiales; Aspergillaceae
Exons: 1
Coding region: 1-315 (104 amino acids)
Biological process (GO): water transport; glycerol transmembrane transport
Cellular component (GO): plasma membrane
Molecular function (GO): water channel activity; glycerol channel activity
Source: RefSeq, a predicted model, not a curated record
AUGAUCUUCGCCUACCAGGCUGGUGCUGGCUUCAACCCGAGUCGUGACUUUGGUUCUCGUCUCACGCUUCUGGCGAUGGGUUAUAGCAAUGAUCUCUUCCUAAAUCCGUACUGGUUCUAUGGGCCCUGGGUGGGCGCAACUAGUGGUGUCUUUAUGGGAGCCUUCUUGUACGACUUUAUGAUCUUUACUGGCGGUGAAUCUCGUGUCAAUUACCCUCUGGAGCGAACCCAGCGGGCGAUGAAGAAGAGUUGUAUGAAGUGGAAGCGUCGUCUACAUCUCGAUAAAAGAGAGCCGACAACCGCCCCCGUUGCUUGA